GGAAAGGGGGCGGGGCCAAGCCGAGCCGCUCUGAGCUGACGCUCGCGAGCCCGCCUGAGUAAGGGGAGAAGUGGCCGUUGGGACUUGGGGAGGGGGAGAGGUUGAGUGUGUGAGAGAGACGCAUCUCUCCCCUUCGGGAGGGUUUUCUCUUCACUAUGAGCUUCCUGAUUGACUCCAGCAUCAUGGUCGUAUCUCAGGUGCUAUUCUUUGGAUUUGGAUGGCUGUUCUUCAUGCGUCGGCUCUUCAAAGAUUAUGAGGUGCGGCAGUAUGUUGUACAGGUUGUCUUCUCUGUCACCUUUGCCUUUUCCUGCACCAUGUUUGAACUUAUCAUUUUUGAGAUACUAGGAGUCCUAAACAGCAGCUCUAGGUAUUUUCACUGGAAGUUGAACCUCUGUGUGAUUUUGCUUGUCCUUGUAUUCAUGGUUCCCUUUUACAUCGGCUACUUUGUUGUGAGCAACAUCCGAUUGUUGCACAGACACAGACUGCUUUUUGCCUGUGUUGUCUGGUUGACAUUCAUGUAUUUCUUCUGGAAACUGGGGGAUCCAUUUCCUAUCCUCAGUCCAAAACAUGGAAUUCUAUCCAUAGAACAACUCAUCAGUCGAGUGGGAGUGAUUGGGGUGACCCUCAUGGCUCUACUUUCGGGGUUUGGUGCAGUCAAUUGCCCAUAUACUUAUAUGUCUUAUUUUCUCAGGAACGUGACAGAUGCAGACAUUCUAGCUCUGGAGCGUCGUCUCCUUCAAACCAUGGACAUGAUCAUCAGCAAGAAGAAAAGGAUAGCGAUGGUUCACAGAAACAUGUUCCAGAGAGGGGAAGUUAACAACAAGCCCACUGGUUUCUGGGGGAUGAUAAAAAGUGUGGCAUCAUCUUCACCAGGCAGCGAAAAUCUGGCAGUUAUCCAGCAGGAGGUAGAUGCUUUGGAGGAGCUGAGUCAGCAGCUUUUCUUGGAAACUGCUGACCUGCAUGCUACCAAGGAGAGGAUAGAAUACUCUAAAACAUUCCAAGGGAAAUACUUUAACUUUCUGGGCUACUUUUUCUCAAUCUACUGCGUCUGGAAAAUUUUUAUGGCAACAAUCAAUAUUGUAUUUGACAGAGUUGGAAAGACGGACCCAGUCACACGAGGAAUUGAGAUAACUGUGAACUAUUUGGGGAUCCAGUUUGAUGUAAAAUUCUGGUCUCAGCAUAUUUCCUUUAUCCUUGUUGGAAUAAUUAUUGUCACCUCUAUCAGGGGUUUAUUGAUUACACUCACAAAGUUUUUCUAUGCUAUCUCAAGCAGCAAGUCUUCUAAUGUCAUUGUUCUGUUAUUGGCACAAAUAAUGGGGAUGUAUUUUGUGUCUUCAGUGCUUCUGAUUCGAAUGAGUAUGCCUCCAGAGUAUCGCACCAUCAUUACGGAAGUUCUAGGAGAAUUACAGUUUAACUUCUACCACCGCUGGUUUGAUGUUAUAUUUCUGGUCAGUGCUCUCUCCAGCAUCCUCUUCCUCUACCUGGCGCAUAAGCAGGCUCCUGAAAAGCACAUGGCACUCUGAAUCCAUCUUGGUUCUUUACUUUGUGAUGGACAAAAGCAAAGUAUUUGGCAUAUUGCCAUCUUUUUUGUGAUGGAUUGGACAAGAACCAAAUAUGUCAGCGUAGGCAAAAGGAGAGGCAAGAAAUCGCCCCAAGAAACAACCCUUGUGCUAUAAGCAUGUCCUUGAGUGGAAAUAAAUCACAAGGAGUGAAAGGGCAGCUCUCUCUAAAGCAGAAUGGGAAGAAACAAUUCUGUGAUGUUUAGUAAGUGUGACUGGCAAGAUGUCUGCUUAAAUGUCUUAAUCUGGAAGUAGUGAUUCUGGAACUGAACAUCUAAAUAAACCAGCUUUUAUAACAAUUCACAAUAUUGUUGUGAUAACCCUACAUACAGACUUUGGAAAUGAGUUACUUCUCCGAAGAUGGAAUGAAGAGUGGUGAAUUAACAAGGGUCUGGAUAUUUCAAAAGCAGCUCUGGGCAGCUUGUGACCAAUCAAACUGAAUGUUGCUUGCCAGGGUUUUGUUCCUACCCUGUCUAGCGCUGGCAUGCCACUGUAUCAUUAGUGGGCUGUGUAGCCCUCGUCAAAGAAGGUAUAUCUCAGCCCCUUUGCUGUUUCAUUGGAUCUUAGCUCAGUCCUUAUCCAUUUCUAUUCCAUAUUGUAAGGAGAAAUGCAGAAAGUUGAUAGCAAAUAUUCCUAUGUAUAUUACAUAUAUGAUGUUUGUUUUCCUUCUUGUGGAUCCCAGUGUAACCUAACAUAUUGCUGAUGAAACCUACCUCUUGAUCCCAGAAUUAUGUGUAUCAGAGAAACCCUCCAUAUGGCUAGGAAGUGAAUACUCAGGGCAAUGAUAAGGCAGCUCAGUGAGACAUGGAUUAAAAAUGGUCACGUUUUAGUUAGGUAGAUUCAAAAGCUCUCUUCUAAUAUGCAUGAACAGACUGAAGAAGGGGCAGAGGAAACGCCUGAAAGAAGCAAUCAAUAAAGGCCUGCAGCUCCACCCUGUUCCCCCCCCCCCAGCAAGAAUGAUCUAUGAACUUUUUCUCUGCCACCCCUUCUGAUGGGGAAACAGUUGCCAGACUUAGUGCUGAUUGAUUCAACUAUUGGGACAGCAGCUUCUGUUUAUGGAAGAGAAUAGGGAGCCCUCCACCAAUCAGACUGUGAUUGAAAACUGAGCAGCAGCGGCUUCUUCUGCCUCCUCCGCACAGCACAUGGCAGAGAGGGCCGUGGGCUGAAGAGAAAGGUGAAAGACCACCUGAUGCAGCAAGGGGGCAGAAUGCAUGGAUGAAGGUUUGGAAUUGUAGAAGAUUUGGGUGAGGGUUGCUAGAGGAGGUCAAGGGAUCUACCAUAUGUGGGAAAUAAAAAAAGGACAGCAAGUAUGAUAAAAAAUGAAAUAAAAACCUUAGCCAUGUA
Podarcis muralis (Common wall lizard) is the source of this 2903-nucleotide messenger RNA. It is a transcript of the gene GPR89B, whose product is annotated as G protein-coupled receptor 89B. The record is from RefSeq and is a predicted model, not a curated record. Gene Ontology annotation, cellular component: Golgi cisterna membrane. NCBI's taxonomy places the organism in Eukaryota, Metazoa, Chordata, Lepidosauria, Squamata, Lacertidae. Gene Ontology annotation, biological process: intracellular pH reduction. Gene Ontology annotation, molecular function: voltage-gated monoatomic anion channel activity.